This is a messenger RNA of Misgurnus anguillicaudatus (oriental weatherfish), 13054 nucleotides long. The record is from RefSeq and is a predicted model, not a curated record. Lineage: Eukaryota; Metazoa; Chordata; Actinopteri; Cypriniformes; Cobitidae.
GCAGGAAUUAUAUAAGGAUGGAGCUCUAUUGUUAGUGUAUGUGGUUUUCUCAAGAGAUCUGCACAGUGUUGGAGAAGAUGGGUCACAAGUGCUGGCCCCUCCAUCUGCUGCUUACUAUUUGUAUAUUACUGUGGAGUUCAGCAGGUGCGCAGGAGAUCCAUCAAAUAUCACCUAACAGUGGCGGCAUCAAUGGAGGAACAAGAGUGACCAUAAAGGGGGAAGGAUUUGCUCCAAACAGUCUAAAUGCAUCAGACCCAAAUGGGAACAGUGUGACUAUGGUGUCUCAGAUGAGAUCGAUUCCCUGUGAUAUCGAAAAAGACUCCAGUGACUCCAAACAGAUUGUGUGCUAUACAAGAGCUCUGCCAGAAGGUUCAUAUGGGGUGGUGGUCAGUGUGUAUGGUGUUCCUUCAGAUCACUUAUGUAAAAUCUGGUGGUAUGCAGAUUGCGGAUUCUAUUUCACCAGUACAUUAUAUUAUACACCUACCAUUCAAAGUCUUAGCCCACUUACAGGUCUUCCAGGUACUCUAGUGACAAUCCACGGGAACAUUAUGACUGAUGUUUAUGGAAGCAGUACCGCCAAAAGUUCAAAUGGGGAGAAUGCAAGAUUUGUGAGGGCAUACAUGGGUGGCAUGCCUUGUGAUCUACUGAAACCUAAUUCUGAUGAAAAGUACGGCUUAAAAUUGGACUACUGGUCUUCUUCUUCUGGAUACAUGAGUUGCAAAAUUACAGGAACUUAUGUUGGUCAUCACAACUUCAGUUACAUUCUGGAUGGUAGAUAUGGGAGGAGUCUUCCAGAUUUUGAGCUUUUCAGUGUUUCAGCACUGAACAAGCUUGCCAUGUUUCAGACAUAUGCAGAGGUGACAGGAGUUUCUCCGUCUGAAGGCAGCUUGCUAGGUGGCACAUCACUGACUAUUCAUGGACGUUACUUUGAUGAGACCGACCGACCAGCUGAGGUUUUAGUGGGAGGUCAUAAGUGUGAGAUUCAGAGCGUAUCAGAUGGGAAGAUAGUCUGUAAAACUCCUGGUUAUGAAAGGACCAACAUGACACUGUUUCCAGGCAGUAGAGGAUUAAAAAUGGAGAUGUGGAAUGACAGUAUUCCAAGUAAUCUAGAGGACGUUUUGGACUAUAAUGCCAGUAUGUCAGGUUAUUCUGUACAGUGGAUGGAUUCCCUGUCCUAUCUGUGGCCUUUUGAAAUGUAUAACGCUGUGGCUCGACUGAGUGGUUUCUUUGUUCCGACGGAAACGGACAACUACUAUUUUCUAAUCAAAGGAUACUCUAUAUGCCAGCUGUAUUUCAGCAAGACGGGUCUUCCACAGGAUAAGGUCAGGAUUGCAUAUCAGCAUGAAUUUACAUACUAUUUCGAGGACUCUGAAUCCCAAAAGUCAGAGGUCAUGCAUUUAGAGAAGGGAAAAAUAUACUACAUUGAAGUUCUAGUGCAGAAGAAUUAUUAUUAUCAAGCUUCAGUCGACGUAGGGUUUUACAAAGAGAUCAAUACUUUCACAGCCAGCCAGACUAAAGAAGCCAUCAAUGAGAAACAGCAAAUAAAUGCCAGCUAUGAUGUUUUACCUGAGAAACAGGUGAUUAGUUUUGAGGAAUGGACACCAGUGAGCGCCGUCCAAGAGAUGCAGACUUUGAGAAUCAGCAGUGACUGCUUUUCUCUGAACAUCUGUGAAAACACAUAUUAUAUUUUGGGAUAUGAAGAUCAUAAAACAGGGCCGAUUCCAGUCAGUGCAUCAGCGUUGGAGUUACAGAACGCUCUGAAUGAUUUGUGGACGAUUAAACCAGACAAUGUUACAGUCACAAAGCAAGAACUGAGCAUGGAGACACUUUACAAUGUGACAUUCAACUCAAACAGAGGUGACUUUAUGGAUCUUCAAUAUUGGACCAUGGGAUUAGAUGUAUACAUCACAGUUAAUGAAGAAGUUAAAGGGAAGGCCAGUCUGGAGAGUUUUACACUGAUGUGGGGUGGAGUCCCAUCACCUUCUAUGCCUUAUGAUGCAUCCGAGACUGAGGUGCUGGAUGCAAUAAAUGUGAUGCUCUCCGCAAAAUGUCCAUCUGAGAUUCCUUCUAGUGAGGAUGAUAAUGUGGUGUUUUUCAGAGAUUAUGAAGAUGGUGGAGCAGGCUUUCUCUCUUUCAACCAGAUUCCAGGAAACCUGGUCAGCGAUACUGAAGCGUUCUGUGGCCGUUGGUCUCUACAGAACCCAAGUACUCUAUACGACUACAAUCACUAUAUAUAUUCUGGACCAUCCUACAACCCAAUACCACUACAGACAUACAAUACUCUCUGCUUGGCCUACAAAGGCCAUCUGAAGAAUGAACUUGAAGUGUCAAUCAGAAACUACAACAGCGAUUAUGAUUAUUACCAGGAUGAGACUACACAAAUCUCUGUGCAGUUUGACUCUACAGAUGAGUGGAAAUACAAGUGUGUGGAUCUCCUGGAUUCCCUUCAGCAAAUAAUCACAGGCUCUGACCACAGACUCAUGUCGCUGAGUUUGAAUGGAGAGAGCGCUAACUCUGUUUACUACAUAGAUACUGUUCACAUUGGACGAGCAGCGACCGCUUUGGACCCUUAUGUUAUAUUGCAGAAAAGAGGCCCACCUGCUCUUGGCAGCUCAGGACCUUUCUUUUCCAACAUUGAUGUGCAAAAGCAAGUAAGCGAUUCAGGAGUCAGCUAUGAGAUCACAGCAUGGCCAUACUACUGUGGCUUUGGCAUCCCGUUGUUUGAAAUCGGCUUUCUGCAGAAAAUGCCAAACAGGACAGAAGAUUUAUUGAUUCAACGCCAGAACAAUGCCAUAGUGACCAUUACCCGGCUUCACAAAGCCAGCCCGCCACUUAAUGGAACCUUUGACGUUUCAUUCUUUGGUCGACGUGUUGAAGGUCUGCCAGUAAACAUCAGUGCUGCAGACCUUCAGUUCGCUCUACAGGGGAUUCCAGAGCUCGGUCAGCUGAACGUGCAGAAAUCUGGAGAUUGUAAGGGAUACAGUUGGGACAUCCGGUGGCUUACUGUCCCUGGCAAUCAGCCACUGUUAGAGAUUGAUUACUCUGGUGUGAUCGGCGUAAACCCCAAUGUGACGUCUCACAAAGUUGAGCAAGGAGGACUUCUCAAAGAAAAAAUUACAGGAGACUUUCUGCGCAUACCAACAGAUAAACCACAGGUGGAGGUUUUCAUUAACGGCAUCCCAUCGUGGUGUUCUGGUGACUGUGGUUUCACCUGGAGUGAAUCUAAGACACCAACAGUGACAGGAAUUUCUCCUACAAAAGGUUCUAGUGGUUUGUCAACUCUUCUUUACAUAACUGGAUCUGGAUUUGACAAUAGCAACGUCACUGUAAAGACUGGUGAUGUGGAAUGCUCUGUCCAAGAGGUCACCAACACCUAUGUGACCUGCAAGGUUGGUCCAGCAAGUGCUGGUAUACAACCAGUGUCUCUGAGUUUCUCUGGACUGGGCAAUGCCCAAUACCACAAUGGCAAUGGUUUUACCUUUACAAACCUGUUAGGAGUAACAUCCAUAUACCCCACUACAGGAAGUGUAGCAGGAGGGGCGAUUCUGACUGUAUUUGGUUAUGGAUUCGCUAAUGAUACAGCUGUCACCAUUGGCACUCAGUCAUGCAAAGUUAUUGAAGCAGAAUUUAGCCAGCUGAGAUGCAUAGUUCCUGCUGGGUCAGCAGGUGUAAAGACUGUUACAGUGACCUUGGGAGAGAUUACAGCAUCUUUAAACAACUCCUUUACAUACAACAACACUCUGAUGGCCACCAUCACUGCUGUCAGCCCACAAACUACAACAGUAUUUGGUCUCAGAGUUCUCACCAUCUUGGGCAGAAAUUUUGAGGUGCAGGUCAAUGGCAGCUCUGUUCUGAUUGGUGAGACCGAGUGUGAAUUGUUGAAGUGGACCAAUGAAAACAUUACCUGCAUGUUACCCACACUCGGCCCAGCUGUAUACGACGUCCGUGUGAGAGUCGGGAACCAGGGCUAUGCCUUAAUCAGUGCUGGUGUUAGUAGCACCAUAGAGUAUGUUCUGAAGGUGUCAGGCCUCUCUCCAUUGAUGGGCUCUAUGUAUGGAGGAACCACCAUCAACAUCACCGGCUCUGGAUUCAGCUCAGUCCCAACAGACAACAAUGUGACUCUGGGAGAUAUACAAUGCCACAUAACCAAAGCCUUAGACCAUCAACUGACGUGUGUAACCCAGCCUACGAACAAAACAUACAUGGUGACAAACCAAGGUUUCCACCCUGUGUAUGGUCAAGGUUACCUCUGGAGUCCCCCUGCACUUAUAGUCUCAGUGGGAGAUACAGUGGGUUGGCACUGGGAGGCUCCGGCUUUUGUUUAUGAUCUCGGCUACAGGGUCUUCAGUGUGUCCAGUCCCAGCAGUACUGAUUAUGAUGGCAUUGUCUUCAACAGCGGAGACACCAAAACAGACAAAGGGUUUUUUGCUUAUCGUUUCACAUCUCCUGGAGUUUAUUACUAUAGCAGCGGUUACAUUGACUACAGUAACCAGACGACAAUGCAGGGUGUAGUCACCGUCAGGCCUCUGGAGGAGAAAACGGUUAAGCUCCAGUUGUCUAUUGCUGGAAUACAGGCCUCUGUGAAUUCAGCCUUGGUGCAAGUAAACUCAUCUGAGUCUGAGUGUGUGGCCACAUCUGAUUGUCUUCAAGGUCAGGUGGGGAGUUCUGAUGGUCUGUACUUCAGUUUUACUUCCUGUGCCAGUCCCACUGUAGAAAAGAUUACUCCUGACCACGGUACCACACAUGACAUCAUCAACAUCCUGGGAUCUGGCUUCAGCAACACUUCCUGUGCAAAUGAGGUCAGAGUUGGAGGUAACCCGUGUCAAAUCAUCAGCAGCACCUCCACUGAGAUUAACUGCAGACUCAGUCCUGACAGUGGUGCUUCAGUGGGCAUCCCCCUACCCGUAACCGUCCGGGUCAACAACCUGGGUACAGCCAUCAUGACAAUGCCAAAAGAGUACGACCGCAGAUUUGUGGUUCUUCCUGUGGUUGAUUCUGUCUCUCCCUCUGUGGGAAGUACAACCGGCCAAACACGUCUCUUCAUCUCAGGUUCUGGUUUCUUGAAUGCAUCUGUUAUGGUAGCAAACACUCCAUGUGACGUGGUUUUUAUGAACUACUCCCACAUAGUGUGUGACACCUCGCCAUCUCAGGCUCGCAGGGGAAACGUUGUAGUUUACAUUAACGGCAUCUUUUCCUCCUGCAGUUCUGAUUGCAAGUUUGUAUAUUCUGCAUCUAUUGCACCAGUUGUCUCCAGUGUGUCCCCUGAUUCUGUUACUGGAAACUCUACUACUGUUUUAAUCACUGGCAGUGGCUUUGGGAACAAUACAGCUGAUAUGAGAGUAUCUGCAGACGACAUUAUACUGAAAGUCACAAAGGUUACAGAUAACAACAUCACACUUUUGGUUGGUGCCCUGCCAGCUGGGGAACAUGCCCUGAAGGUAGUGGUCAUGAGCAAAGGUCUUGCCACAGGAAUCUUCACCCUGACCAGCACACCACAGGCCACCAUCAAACCAACAUCAGGAAGCAUUGCUGGAGGAACUCCACUGUUAAUUGAAGGAAAUGGCUUUGUGGUAGGAAACACCACUGUGAUGUUUGAUUACGACCCCUGCUCUAUUUUGGAAGUAACCCCAGACAGAGUAAAAUGUUUGACACCUCCUCAUUCAGAGGGAGAGGUGCAGGUGGAUAUUUUGGUGUAUGAUGUUGAGUACCCACAACAAAGUUUUAACUACGCACUUGAACAAACUCCAGACAUCACCUCAGUGGACCCUGUAACAGGUCCUGUGGGAACUCUGAUCACUGUGUCUGGUUCAGGGUUUGGCACAGUUGCAGAGCUCAUCUCAGUGGAGAUUGAUGAUGUGAAUUGUGAUGUGACAUCCAUCACAGACACACAGUUGCGGUGCACUGUUGGCAAACACGCAGGAGGAACGUUUCCGGUUAUGUUAUACCAUCAUAUCAAAGGUCAUGCUUUGACACAGUCGGUCUUUAGCUAUGAACUGCUGCUGACAGGUGUCACACCAAAUGAAGGAAGCUAUGCUGGAGGAGCUGUUGUUGAGAUUCAAGGUUCUGGAUUCGACCCAAACUCCACCAGAGUCCUCAUAUGUGACAACGAGUGUACUGCAGACCUGCAGAUCUCCACAUCUACCCAACUGUACUGUGAGGUCCCAUACAGCAAUGUAACAGAUGAAACAGAUCGGGUCUGUGAGGUCGCAGUGAUGAAUGGCAAUGAUACAGUCUACAUCCAAGACGGCUACACAUACAGAUCCUCUUUAACCCCUGUUAUCAGUGAUGUCACACCACGCAGAGGGGGAACUGCCGGAGGCACCAGACUCACCAUUACUGGAUCAGGCUUCAGCGCAAAUGCCAGUGAACUUAACGUGACUAUUGCGGGAUCUGUCUGCGAUGUACAGUCAGCCAGUCAGACCCAGAUUAUUUGUGUGACCAACGCUCAAAACAAAUCACAGGAAACUAAAGUGCGAGUCCUAAUAGGAAACAGAGGAAUCGCCACAAUGGAUCAUGCUGAUUUCUUCUACAUUGAUGUAUGGUCAUCUCCCUAUACAUGGGGUGGUCUCUCUCCUCCUGAGACGGGCACACUGGCUGUAAUCACUGCUGGUCAAACCAUUCUGUUGGACACCAGCACUCCUGUCCUAAAGAUGCUCCUUAUCCAAGGUGGACGGCUGAUUUUUGAUGAGGCAGAUAUUGAGCUACAGGCGGAGAACAUUUUGAUCACAGAUGGUGGAGCUUUACAGAUCGGGACAGAGCAGCAGCCCUUCCAGCAUAAGGCCAUCAUUACACUGCAUGGACACCUGAGAUCUAAAGAAAUUCCUGUCUAUGGUGCUAAGACCCUGGGUGUCAGAGAAGGAGUGCUGGACCUGCAUGGAAUCCCAGUACCUGUACCGUGGACUCGUCUUUCCCAGACUGCACAGAAUGGCUCCAGUACUCUCACACUGAUGGAUGCUGUCACCUGGAAAACUGGAGAUGAGAUUGUCAUUGCUUCAACAGGGGACAGAAAUAGCCAGAGAGAGAAUGAGUUGAGAAGAAUUGCUUCGGUUUCGGCUGAUGGCAGGACCCUCACACUGACCGAACCCCUGACCUACACUCAUCUGGGCGUGUCUGUCACUCUACCCGAUGGUACUGUUUUUGAAGCAAGAGCAGAGGUGGGACUUCUUACCAGAAACAUUGUUGUCCGUGGAUCCAACAACCAACAGUGGAAUGAUCAGAUAACAGCUUGCCCUGAUGGCUUCAACACAGGGGAAUUUGCAGUGCAGACAUGUUACCAGGGGAGAUUUGGUGAGGAAAUUGGAAGUGAUGAGUUUGGUGGUUGCAUCAUGUUUCAUGCACCACAACCUGACCAGAAUCUGGCAAUUGGCAGAAUUGAAUAUGUUGAGGUUUAUCAUGCUGGACAGGGGUUCCGCCUGGGGCGACACCCAAUCCACUGGCAUCUAAUGGGUGAUGUUCAGUAUAAGUCAUAUGUGCGUGGCUGUGCCAUACAUCAAUCUUACAACCGUGCUGUGGCCAUCCGCAACACCCACAACCUGCUGGUGGAGUAUAAUGUCAUCUACGAUAUUAAAGGUGGUGCCUUCUUUAUCGAAGAUGGCACUGAGACCGGAAACAUCUUGCAGAACAAUUUGGCUGUAUUUGUAAGACAGAGCACAAGUUUGCUAAAUGACGAUAUUACUCCAGCUGCAUACUGGGUAACUAACCCAAAUAACACAAUUAGACAUAAUGCAGCAGCUGGUGGGACGCACUUCGGUUUCUGGUACCAGAUUGAUAAUUGUCCUGAUGGUCCAUCAUCAUAUGAUAACAACAUCUGUCCGAAUAAAAUAUCCCUUGGAGAGUUUUUUAACAAUACAGUGCAUUCACAGGGCUGGUAUGGAUUGUGGAUCUUCCAAGAGUAUUUUCCUGUGCUGAAUGAAGUCUACUACUCUACAAAACCAGUCCCAGCAGUCUUCCGCCGCCUGACCUCCUGGAACAAUGAGAAAGGUGCUGAGUGCGUGAACGUUGGAGCUGUGCAGUUCAGUGAGUUCCUCAUGGUCAAUAAUGAGAAAGCAGGAGUGGCAACCAAGAGGAUCACAUGGGACUAUGUCAGUGGAUGGGGGCUGGAAGGAGGUGCAGCUGUGGUCAACAGCACCAUUGUGGGUCACCUGGAUGAACUGGGAAAUGAUUACUGCACCACACUUGGUGUUGUUCUGCCUCUGGAUGAUGGUUUGAGUGUCAUCAACACCAAUUUUGUGAACUUCAACCGGGUAUCAUGCGCAGCUGUUGGGGUGGCAGAAGUUAUUGGAACCUGUACAUCUCACUGUGGAGGCUGGAGCGCGAGGUUUGGUGGGAUCCGAUUCAAUCAGUCACCCAACAAGGCCAGGUUCAGAUGGGAGCAUGAGGUGGUGCUUGUGGAUACUGAUGGAUCCCUGACAGGGAAAUUUAACUCCAAGGUGGUGCCAAUGAGUAACCUGCUCGAUCCAAGUCACUGCUCUCAAGUAGCAGAUUGGAGUGUCGGUGUUCCUGGGGCAGUUUGUGACAACACCAUUAACUUCCAUCGUUUGGUUUUCAACAAUCCGUAUCCAGAAUCACUUCGGUAUAACAAUGUGACUCUUACCAACUCUUUUGGGUCAUGUGAGCUACCUUAUCUUGAAACGCUUGUGACUGACAAUAAUGGCUGGAUGGCAUUGGUGCCUUCAAACCAAACCUAUAACUGGUACUUUGAGGAUGGUUAUCAAAUCAGCACCAUAUCAUAUACUGGAAUGUUCUACGGCUUUAAGCCAGAGGAUUAUAUCAUUCUGACUCACAACUUUACUCAAGAUUUUGAAGGGUUCUGGUUUAACAUUAUAGAAUACCGAAAAGGUCCCUCACAGCUCCUGAACCCUGCUGUGAAUGUAAAUGGAGACUGGUACUUCAACAAGGAUUCAUACAGCGUCUAUUACUUGGUGUCUGGAAGAGAUCAUGUCUUUCGGUCGAUAAGCAGUGUGGACCGUUCGCUUAAAGACAUACAUGUAGACUUCUAUUCAUAUCCGUGUGACUAUCAGAACUGUAUCGAACCAACACAACCUCCAACAACUUCACCUCCAACUCCUUUAACUGGUCAAUCUGGUCAAGGUGGUACACCUUAUUACCCUGGUCUGGAUUUUCCAUCUGAAACUUGGGGCAAUUCGUCCAGCCCCAGACCUGAAGACAUAUGUACUCCCUGGUCAAAUACAUUAUUUUGGAGGUCAAGCCCAGAAAACAACUACGCUGUACCACAAACAGACUCUGAUGUGGUCAUUCCAUUAGGGAUAUGUGUGGUUGUAGACAUUGAAAUUCCUUCCCUGAACAAGCUGACAAUAUUUGGAGUUUUGGUGAUACCAGACACAAAUAAUGGCACGGCAAACAUCGGUGGUUCUCAAUAUAACAACAUUGUUCUUGAAGUCACAUACAUCUCCAUUCAGGGUGGCCAACUAAUUGCUGGGCGGGCUGAUGAACCCUUCAGAGGUGAACUACAGAUCAUACUGAAAGGAAACCAUUUCACACCAGAUUGGCAUUUGCCUGGAAUAAACCAAGGGUCUAAAGUGCUGGGUGUGUUUGGAUCUCUUGAUCUGUAUGGCAUGCCACACAAUGUGUAUCACACUAAGCUGGCUAAAACGGUCCAAGCGGGAAACAACGCUCUCUCUCUGGAGGAAACUGUUGACUGGAAGGUUGGAGAUCAGAUUCUGCUGUCCACCACCAGUUAUGACCCACGGCAGACAGAAAUUCGCACCAUAAAUGCAGUCUCAGAUGAUGGCCGCACACUGAUCCUGGAUCGGCCUGUAUCAUACACACACAUUGGAAAAAGGUACAACGUUCCAGGAUCUUCUAGAAGCUAUCAGCUUGCAGGGAAUGUGGGUCUGUUGACCAGAAACAUCAAGAUCAUUGGACAGGAGUAUCCAGCCAUGAACACACAGUCUUAUGGAGCAAGAGUACUGGUGGCCACUGUCCCAGGAGGAGACUACAGAGUAAGAGCUCAGAUCAGAAACGUUGAGUUCUACCACACAGGACAGGAGGGAUGGAACGACCCAUCAGAUCCACGUUACUCUCUGGCGUUUCUGAACCUGGGAGAUGUGGCUGGUGAGUCCUACAUCAAGGGAUGUGCUUUCCAUGAUGGCUUUGCUCCUGCUAUUGGGGUGUUUGGAACAGAUGGACUGAAUAUUGAUGACAACGUGAUCCAUCACACUGUUGGAGAAGGAAUCAGAAUAUGGGGCGAUAACAGUGCUGUCCGGAGAAACUUGGUCACUAUGACACUGUGGCCAGGAUCCUACAAUGGUGCAGCGGAGACUUUAAACACUGAAUGGAAUGCAGCCAUUGAGGUUAGUGAAGCAACCAAUGUGAUUCUUCAAGGGAAUAUUGUUGCUGGUUAUGAACGAGUGGGAUUCAGAAUUGAUGGAGAACCUUGUCCAGACACAUAUUCAGUGGCCCAGUGGAGUGAUAAUGAAGCACAUGGUGGUCUGUAUGGAGUCUACAUGAAUAAAGACGGACUUGCUGGUUGCUCUCAAAUCCAGGGGUUCACCGUCUGGAAAAGUUUUGAUUUUGGCAUUUACGUUCAAGUAUCUAUGAAUGUGUACAUCUCUAAUGUGACUUUAGUUGAUAAUGGAAUGGGCAUCAUGCCUAUAAUCUACAGUCCUCCAUCUGUCAGCCACGAAUACGAUGACAAAACCGUCUAUGUACAGGAGUCUCUGAUUGUGGGCAGCAGCCCUGAUUUUAACUGUCUGGACAAACUGGCAACAACUGAGACAUACGUUGCACUCAGCAAAAGCCACAGGGCUCCACGACCCCCUAAAGGUGGCAGGUCUGGAGUUUGCUGGCCGACGUUUGAAUCUGACCACAACCAAGCACCACAGAAACCUCACCCUGGACUCACGAGCUACAACGCCAUAGCCGGUUUACUGACGGUCUCUGAUACAACAUUUGUUGGGUUCAGAAAUGUGUGUUCCACUGAAAGAAAUUACAUGUUCAUGACCAACCCAGGAAAUGAGGACCUACAACAUCCAAUCAGUGUUGAGAGGAUCUCUAAGAUAGACAGCACUGAAGAAUCUCUAGCAUUCAUUCAUAACCCUGAUCUCAGUAAAGUGAACCCAUCAGCCUGUGUGGACAUGGACUGUGAUGCUAAGAAGAAGACUCUGUUGAAGGAUCUGGAUGGAAGUUUCUUGGGUGCAGUAGGAGCAGUGGUGCCGUAUUCAGAGUACGAGUGGAACGGAGACCCGCGGCAUGGAUUGGGUGAUUACCGCAUCCCUAAAGUCAUGCUCACUGCUCUCAACGGCAGCCGCAUACCUGUCAAUCAAAUAGCUCCUAAUAAAGGUGUGAUCAGAGACUCUUGUACAUACAUGAACACCUGGCAGAGCUACAAGUGCUUUGGACUCAAUUAUCAGAUGCUGGUUAUUGAAAGUCUGGAUGCAGAUACAGAGACAAGACGUCUUUCACCUGUGGCCAUCCUGGGGGACAAAUAUGUAGAUUUACUGAAUGGCCCGCAAGAUCACAGCUGGUGUACAGGCUACGCCUGUAAGAAGAGAGUCUCUCUGUUUCACAGCAUUGUAGCCACCAAUAAGUCCUUUGAUAUCUAUUUCACCAGCACAACACCACAGAAGCUGAGACUUAUGAUGCUAAACGCUAUAACUACAGAGGCUGUUAGGGUGGCUAUAUUUUACUCAAACUCUCAGCGGUUAGACGUGUAUGUAAACGACAAUUUAGUUGCUCCGACUAAUGCUCAGUGGAAUCCAGACUACACAGAUUACACACCGAUUGAGCCGACAUAUCCAGGUGAAUAUCUUCCAAGUUUAGACUCCGAUCACGGUUCCAACUUCUUUGACCCAGACUACAACAUGUUGUACAUACUUCUUCGUGGCUCACAACCGGUGCAGAUCCGCACUUCCCCGCUUCUUUUUGUGUCCUUCAACCUCCCGGCCAUGACUGAGGCAGAGUUCUUUGGACCUAAUUUGGUCACAAAUCUGGCUGCAUUCCUCAGAGUACCACCGAAUAUGAUUCGAAUCACCAAGAUCAUCCGUGAGGGCAGCAGUGCACGAAGACGGCGUGCAACUGGACUCACGGUUGAGAUUCAGAUCAGUCAGCCACCCAUCCAGACCAUCAGCAUCGACAACACCACCAGCACCACUGUUGAAGAUGAGCAGCAGUUUGUAAUUCUGAGGAACGCUGCUGAUGAACUGGGCCGUGCUGCUGUAUCAGGUGAUCUGAGUCAAUCCAUCGGCUUCAAUGUGUCUUCUCUGGACAUGAUCACCCCUCCACCCUCUUCCAGUGACCCAUCCUGGAGUCAAGUGGCCACUCAGGAGGUGACUCGUGAAGACCCACAGGUGGAGUCGGUCAGCACAGUGUCUUCACUGAUAAUUGUGGUCCAACCGGUGGCUGCACUGUACCCUGGACCCCUCAGCGUGCAGCCCAGCAUCAUGGCUGUGGAUGCAGAGGGUAACUGUGUGUCUGUUGGUGUGACGAGUCUAGCAAUCUUAGCUGAACUCAAAGAUGCUAAUGGGAAUCCAGCAGAAGGACUUUCUGGAAACACAUCUAUUCUGUUUAAUGGCUGCUGGGCAAAUUACACCGACCUCAGCAUCUUAAACACUGGUGUGAACCUGAAGUUGUCAUUUACUCUGAAUGAAUGGAAUGCUGAGUCGAGAUCCUUUACUGUUAGAGAGGUUACAACUCCAGCUCAACCACCAGUGGCAACUCCUGCACCUGUUGUUGUCACCCCGGAGUGGGACUUUCCAAGCAUCUUUGACUCCAGUCCAUUUAUCUCAUCACCAUCUGUGUGUCUGCUCGUGCUUUUGAGCAGUUUACUCCUCCUGCUUAGAGAAACCUAGGAACAAAUCUUCUCUGUUAACCCUUAAAAUCCAUAUUACGCAUUUUCUCAUAAUUAUAUACAGAUAUUCAUUAAUCAUUAUUUAGGCCAACAUUCUAUAAUGAUUCAUAAUCAGUACUAAACAUCUAUUACUUCUGGCAAAAUUAAACUUUUAAUAUAUUUUAACUUUGAAUAUUUAAAUAUUAAUAUGUCUAUUUCCUUAUACUUAAAUGUAAGCAUAUUUACACUCUUUCUUCUAUCACCAAU